Messenger RNA from Uranotaenia lowii, 4086 nucleotides. RefSeq lists its product as uncharacterized. Gene Ontology annotation, molecular function: zinc ion binding; nucleic acid binding. The record is from RefSeq and is a predicted model, not a curated record. Gene Ontology annotation, biological process: DNA integration. The coding region runs from base 1 to 4086 and encodes 1361 amino acids. The transcript is spliced from 2 exons. Lineage: Eukaryota; Metazoa; Arthropoda; Insecta; Diptera; Culicidae.
AUGCCUGUUUCAAAAUCCAUCAAGGAGCUUAAGGCUACACCCACGCUUAAGUAUUGGACAGUUAAACUCAAGGAUAUUCAAUCGUCCUUUACCGAUAUCUGGGAAUUUGUUGAGACCUUUCAAGAAGGUGCAACAUUAGGUCAAAUUUCUGUCAGAUUAAAUGCUAUUGAUGAUUUGUGGGAGCGUUUUGGCGAAGUUUUAACUGAAAUUAAGUCUCAUGAAGAUUUUUCCGGCUGUGAUGAGAUUUAUGACAAAGAACGUAAAGAAUUGAGUGAUAGGUAUUACUAUGCCAAAUCCUUCUUAAUGGACAGGACGAAGGAACGUCAAAAUCCUCAUGAUUUGGAUCAGUCUUCUCGCACAGAUUUAGGUAAUCAUUCAAAUGUGGAUCAUGUUCGCCUCCCACAAAUCAAGCUUCAAUGCUUUGACGGUAAUAUCGAUGAAUGGCUAGGAUUUCGUGAUCUUUACCUUUCAUUGAUACAUUGGAAACAGGAAUUACCUGAGGUGGAAAAAUUUCAUUAUUUAAAAGGUUGUCUCCAAGGGGAGCCAAAAGCUUUAAUCGAUCCUCUUCAGAUCACAAAGUCGAAUUAUAUUGUUGCUUGGGAUAUGCUUCUAAAACGCUAUAAUAAUAGCAAACAACUUAAAAAGCGACAGGUGCAGUCACUAUUCAAGUUGCCUUCAAUGGUGAAGGAGUCGGUAGCAGAAUUGCAAACACUUUUAGAAGGUUUUGAAAGAAUUGUCAACACCCUCGACCAGGUCCUAGAGUCCGCUGAGUAUAAGGAUUUGUUAUUGGUCAAUUUUUUGGUAUCGCUUUUAGACCCUGUUACACGUAGAAGUUGGGAAGAAGAUUCUUCUACUAAAGAAAGUGAUACUUUGUCGGAAUUAACAGAAUUUCUCCAUCGUCGAGUGCGUGUUUUGGAGGCUCUUCCCCCAAAGCCUUCGAAUAGUGGUGCAACGCAUUCUCAAGUGGCAGUUAAACCGAAAGGUGUUAGCAUCAGAACGUACCACAAUAAUGUGAAGUCGUCUUUCAGAUGUCCUGCGUGUAAGGACGGGCAUUUCCUUUACCAGUGUCAACGUUUUUUGAAGUUGGCUGUUGAUGAACGGGAUUCGCUGCUCAAGGAUCAGUCCUUGUGCAGAAAUUGUUUUAAAUCUGGACAUAUGGCUAAAGAAUGUAACUCGAAAUUUUGGUGUCGAAACUGCAAGGGUCGGCAUCAUACGUUGGUAUGCUUCAAGGGAAGAUCGGAUGGUCAGUUAGGGACCUCACGAUCGUCAGGGUCAUCGUCAAAUCAAAAACAUCAUCAAGAAGCUACUACUGUUCAAACAUCCAACUCAGCAACUACUUGUAUGAUGGCGGGAGCGUCGGAAAAGGUUCAUUCUCAGGUCCUUCUGGCUACAGCGAUAGUUUUCAUCGAAGAUGAGAUGGGAUCACGUUUUCCAGCUCGGGCGCUUUUGGAUUCUGGAUCGGAAAGCAAUUUCAUCUCAGAGGGACUGAGUCAACAGAUGAAACUCAGUCGGAAAAGGGUGGAUGUAUCAAUUCUUGGUAUCGGACAGGCGACGACAAGGGUGAAGCAUAAGAUUGACGCGGUGAUACAUUCACGGGUAACGAGAUUCUCGAAGGAAAUGAGUUUCUUGAUUUUGCCGAAGGUAACGGUCGACCUACCUACAACGUCAGUAACUACAGAUGGUUGGGUGCUUCCUAGUGGGAUUGAUCUGGCAGAUCCAUCAUUUUUCCAAUCCAGAAAGGUGGAUUUGGUGCUUGGAAUCGAAUCCUUCUUCGAGUAUUUCAAAACGGGAAAAAGGAUGUCAAUUGGAGACAACUUACCGACAUUAACGGAAUCGGUUUUCGGAUGGGUAGUCUCCGGAGGUAUGGUAGGAGAAUCAAUUUCAACGGUUAGCUGCAAUGUUUCCACGGGAGAAUCAUUGGAGUCAUUGGUUUCUCGUUUUUGGGCUUGUGAAGAAGUUGGAUCGGAAAAAUUGUUCACAGAAGAAGAGCAGAUGUGUGAGGAUUAUUUCCAAAGGACGGUCCAAAGGAAUUCGGAGGGAAGAUAUACAGUUGCUUUACCAAAACACUCAGAAACGAUUGCGAAUCUCGGAGAUUCCAAGGAAAUCGCUUUUCGUCGCUUAAAGGCUACCGAGCGCAGAUUAGAUAAAAAUCCCGAAUUACGAGGACAAUACACUGCUUUCAUGAACGAGUAUUUGGAUCUAGGACACAUGCAGAGGGUAACUAGUGACACCGCAGUCAAACGGUGUUUCUUACCCCAUCAUCCAGUAGUGAAAGAAAGCAGUACUACUACCAAGGUUCGAGUGGUCUUCGAUGCAUCCUGCAAAACGUCCACUGGGAUUUCUUUAAAUGAUGGAUUGCUUUGCGGACCCGUAAUUCAAGAUGAAUUACGUUCUAUAAUUCUGCGUUGUCGUACGAAACAGGUGAUGGUCGUUGCUGACAUCGAGAAGAUGUUCCGUCAGAUUCUAAUUGCGGAGGAAGAUCGAAUCAUGCAAUCGAUACUGUGGCGGAAUUCACCGACGGAUGAAGUUGGAGUGUACGAAUUGAGCACGGUUACGUACGGUACUAAACCUGCUCCAUUCUUGGCUACGAGGACACUUAAACAACUGGCUUUGGAUGAGCAGAACCGGUAUCCUCUUGCUGCCAAGGUUUUUCUUGAGGACACCUAUAUGGACGACGUGAUUGCUGGUGCGGAAGAUGCAGAAGCAGCAUUCCAGCUGAGGACUCAGCUAGAAAAUGCUGCAGCGUCAGGAGGAUUUCGAUUGAGAAAGUUUGCCUCUAAUUCCUCAAGGGUUUUAGAAGGACUAACUCAAGAAAAUGUAGCUUUGAAGGAUUUCUCGGAGGACUCUUCUUCAGAUCCAUCGAUGAAGAUUCUCGGGCUAACUUGGUUGCCGAAAUCAGAUAUCUUCCGAUACCAGUUCAGUAUUCCGGAGGGCUCAAGGAUUGAUACGUUAACAAAGCGAAAGGUUCUGGCAAUUAUCGCCACGCUCUUCGAUCCGCUCGGCUUAUUGGGAGCAGCGAUCACUACUGCAAAGGUGUUUAUGCAACAGCUUUGGUUGCUACAGGAUGAUAACAACAAACGUUUGGAUUGGGAUCAGCCGUUACCUCUAACGGUGGGUGAGUUUAUGGGAGAACUACCAUCAGCACGUGUGACGGUAUCACGCGCUUUCCAAAGAACGGGGGUGGAUUAUUUUGGACCCGUAUAUCUACGUACAGCACCACGGCGAAGUGCUGUAAAAGCUUAUGUGGCCGUGUUCGUUUGCAUGGUUACGAAGGCUGUUCAUUUGGAGCUGGUGACAGAUUUGUCAACAGAGAAAUUCAUUCAAGCGUUACGUAGAUUUGUCGGAAGGAGGGGUAAGUGUACAGAUUUGUACUCAGACAAUGGCACCAAUUUUGUCGGAGCCAGGAAUCAGUUGAAUGAAUUGUUCAGUCUUCUCAAAAGUCCGAAACACAGAGAAGAUUUAACGCGAGAAUGUAGUAAUGUUGGUAUUUCAUGGCAUUUCAACCCCCCUAGUGCCCCUCAUUUUGGCGGAUUAUGGGAGGCAGCCGUUCGUUCGGCGAAACAACACAUUUUGAAGGUUGUUGGGGAACACCCAGUAACCGUUGAAGAUUACACCACAUUACUGGUACAGGUCGAAGCCUGUUUAAAUUCGAGACCUCUUACCUCGCUAUCGGAUAACCCAGAGGAUUUAGAACCAUUGACUCCAGGCCAUUUUCUGAUUGGUGAGUCGCUACAAUCUCUUCCCGAUUCUGUGGACGAGAAUAUUCCAGAUAACCGGUUGAAGCAAUUCCAGCUUAUGCAGAAAAGGCUGCGCCUCAUUUGGAAUCGUUGGCGUCGCGAAUAUUUAGCCCAACUACAAGCCCGCACGAAGCGUUGGAAACCUGCAGUUUCAAUCAAGGAAAAUAGUCUGGUUAUAAUAAAGGAUGACAGAGUUUCACCAUGUCGCUGGAAAAUGGGCCGAAUAGUUGAACUUCAUCCAGGGGAUGAUGGAGUUGUUCGUGUCGUAACAUUGAGAACAGAUUCGGGUUUGAAAAUUCGCCCUGUAGAGAAACUUUGUCUAUUACCAUGUUCUUAUAACGAAGAUUAA